This is a messenger RNA of Urocitellus parryii (Arctic ground squirrel), 528 nucleotides long. RefSeq names its product ring finger protein 224 (gene Rnf224). Lineage: Eukaryota; Metazoa; Chordata; Mammalia; Rodentia; Sciuridae. The record is from RefSeq and is a predicted model, not a curated record.
AUGCUGCAGCCUGAGACCCCCCAAGCCCUGGAGGAGGGGACAGGCCCUGGGACCCUGCGGGACGACUGUGUCAUCUGCUACUCAGCCUACGACCUCUCUGGGCACCUGCCCCGCCGCCUCUACUGUGGCCACACCUUCUGCCAGGCAUGUGUUCGGCAGCUGGACACCCUGGCCCACGAGCAGCACUGGAUCCCCUGUCCACAGUGCCGCCAGAGCACACCCACACCCCGUGGAGGGGUGGCCAUGCUGGACCUCGACCUGGCUGCCUUCCUGGCAGUCAAGGCUGAGCAGGAGCCACCAAGAAUGGAGCGCCGCCCCCCUGGGCCCCUCAAAGGCAGCGCCCCGGUCACUCARCAGCCAGCUGGGCUUUGCCCCCCCACGGGCCUCCAGCCUCACUUUCCCCAGCCCAGAGGCUGCUGCUGGGGCUGCGGCAGCCUGUGCUGGAGCCCCCAGGGCAGCCCUGAGGUCUGGGCUCCUUCCCACUGCUGUGGGGGGCACUGCUGCCCAAGCCUGCACUGGAACCGCUGA